Messenger RNA from Schistosoma curassoni, 932 nucleotides. Lineage: Eukaryota; Metazoa; Platyhelminthes; Trematoda; Strigeidida; Schistosomatidae. The record is from the annotation of a GenBank genome assembly.
CCCGCCGUUAAUUUGAUCGUUCAAGGUCGCAAGGACGAGCUAUGUCUAGCUUGGAAAUGACGCACUUUACCAUUGUGUGCUUUACUUCAUUUGUUCGUCUAUGUGCCAUAGUCUAUGCUUAGAAUUCUUUUUCAAAGUACAAUACUUCAUGUUAUUCAGAUUACCAAAAUAUCUACAUAUACGGUACCGUAUCAAAGUGAUAACUGAAUAAACCUAAUGAGAUGGAGUAUUUAUUCCCUGUAUCGAUGCAGUGUUCAUAUUCGGACGCACCUAGCUCCAUAAUUUUUCAUGAGACCCAAAAGUAUCCUGAAAGUGUAUCAUCACUCAUCACAACGCUCUUGCUCAACAUUGCAAAUGAGGCUGUAACGCGGCAGUUACGCACAGUUUUUAUCCGAAAAGAGGCUAUUUUAAAAUAUGAUUUCGUUCACGUUCAUGGUUGCAGUAAACUCGUUACAUCUAAUUGGGAUAAUGUCCAUUUCGUACAUUUAAUCACCUACAGAUACCUACCUUCUGAAGAUGCAUUAAUACAUUGGUUUUCACAUGUUCAUAUGGGAAGAGGAUUUGCUGACGUUAUUAUUGUUGAAGGACUGGAUCAGUUCGUGGAAAAUGAUAAUGACGCAUCAUAUAUCAUUAGAUUAACUAAUCUACUAGAAGAUACUCGACAAUUUAUCCAUAGUUUUACGAAAGAGACUGAGCACGGUCAUAACUGUAAACUAAUAGUGUCUUCCAGUCUAAAGAGUUCUCAUACAUCCAAAAAAUCUGAUCUUGCACAAUAUCAUCGCGAUACACUUCCAGCACAUGCUAUGAUUAGAACGUUUUUUUUGCAGGGAGGAAAUGGGAGUGAUUUAUUUGACUUGUACUCAGUUGAGGAUAAUUGGAAGUUGAAUUUAAAAAGACAAUAUGAUGAAGUUUUCUGGACAACAAACCAAUAA